AUGUCUCCCACACAGCUCGAGCCCGUAAAGCUCAUCAGUCUUGAGGAAAUGCAAGGCUGCAUGGCCGCCGUCUAUGAAUGGGCCGAUAGCUACGAUAGUAAAGACUGGGAUCGCCUCGCCAAAUGCAUCGCUCCAACCCUUCGUAUCGACUACCGCAGCUUUCUAAACAAGCUUUGGGAGGAAAUGCCCGCAGAAGAGUUCCUCAAAAUGGCUUCAGACCCCAAGGUGCUAGGAGACCCACUCCUAAAGACACAGCACUUCAUCGGUGGCACCAAGUGGGAGAAAGUCAGCGACGACGAGAUUAUUGGCUACCAUCAGCUGCGAGUCCCUCACCAAAAGUACACAGACGAGACCCUUACAAAGGUCGCGGUCAAGGGUCACGCACACUCAUUCAACCUGCAUUGGUACAAAAAGGUCAACGGCGUGUGGAAGUUUGCUGGACUGAAUCCCGAUAUCCGGUGGUUCGAGUAUGACUUCCACAAGGUGUUCGAAAGCGGUCGCGAAGAGCUCGGCGAGGCAGACAUGGCGGCUCAAGCUUCUGGUGGGUUGAACUUCGACAACGUGGAGGAUCCAUUGCUGGCUCAGGCUAACGCUAUCGUUCAAGGUAUUCCUCUCGCGUAG
This is a messenger RNA of Ramularia collo-cygni, 621 nucleotides long. RefSeq names its product probable scytalone dehydratase. The transcript has 2 exons. Gene Ontology annotation, biological process: melanin metabolic process. The record is from RefSeq and is a predicted model, not a curated record. Gene Ontology annotation, molecular function: scytalone dehydratase activity. Lineage: Eukaryota; Fungi; Ascomycota; Dothideomycetes; Mycosphaerellales; Mycosphaerellaceae. Bases 1 to 621 code for a protein of 206 amino acids.